Messenger RNA from Yarrowia lipolytica CLIB122, 7074 nucleotides. The record is from RefSeq and is a predicted model, not a curated record. Lineage: Eukaryota; Fungi; Ascomycota; Dipodascomycetes; Dipodascales.
AUGCCACCUGGACUACCACCCCCUCCAGGUCUCAGACCACCAGGGGCGCCACCAGGCUUCCCCACGGGAGCACCACCUCCUCCCGGAGCUCCACCCCCUCCCGGAGCUCCACCUCCUCCGGGAGCUCCUCCAGGUGCACCUCCUCCACCUGCUGAGGACUCACGAUCGUCUCUCUUACAAGCCCGAAAGAAGCGAUGGCUCAAGCUGCAGAAGCGCAAGUUUGCCGACAAGUCCGGCAAGUCGACGUUUGUGCACUCGUCCAAGGCAGAUAUGCCUCCGGAGCACCUGCGAAAACUCAUCAAGGACCAUGGAGAUAUGAGCUCGCGCAAGUUUGCGUCCGACAAACGAGCUUACCUCGGAGCUCUCAAGUUCAUGCCCCACGGUGUGAUCAAGCUGCUGGAGAAUAUGCCCCAGCCCUGGGAGGCCGUUCGAGAGGUGAAGGUGCUGUACCACAUUUCUGGUGCCAUCACUUUCGUGAACGAGAUCCCCCGAGUCGUGCCUCAGGUGUACACAGCCCAAUGGGCAACCAUGUGGGUGAUGAUGCGACGAGAAAAACGAGACCGACGACACUUCAAACGAAUGCGAUUCCCUCCUUUUGACGACGAAGAGCCUCCGAUUUCUUGGGCAGAAAACAUUCAGGAUGUUGAGCCCCCAGAGGGCAUUUUGAUGGACCUGAGUCCCGUGGAUGACUCAGCAGUGGUGGAUUGGUUCUACGAGCACAGACCGCUGUUCGAGGACGGACUCAAGGUCAACGGGCCCUCCUACCGGUCGUACAGACUGAGUGUUGAGCAGCUGACCACUCUCUAUCGACUUGCCACUCCUCUUCUUCCCGAUGUUACCGACCCCAACUACUUUUACCUGUUUGACAAAAAAGCCUUUUACACCGCCAAGGCUCUGAAUAUGGCAAUUCCGGGAGGUCCAAAGUUUGAGCCUCUCUACAAAGACCUGGAUCCCGACAAUGAGGACUUUGGUGAGUUCAAUGCCAUCGACAGAAUCAUUGUGCGAAACAUGAUCACCACAGAACACAAGGUGGCAUUCCCCCAUGUGUACAACUCCAUGCCUCGAAAGGUGGAACUGGUGACGUACUCGUACCCUCAGGAAGUUGUUGUCAAAUCUGAGGAUCCUGAUCUGCCUCCUUACUACUUUGAUCCCAAGUUGGCUCCGAUCACGAGGUCGAAGAUCGAUAAUAAUGUGGACGUUGAUCUCUCCGAAGAUCUUGGACCUCUCGCACCUCCCCUGGAGUCUGUUCCUCUUGUCAACGAGCAGCUUUCAUCAGCUCUGGCUCUCUACCAUGCUCCCAGUCCCUUCGAUCGACGUUCCGGUCCUACUGUGCGUGCUCAGGACGUGGCUCUUAUCAAGGAUUGGUACCUGCAGCAUCCUCCCAAGGGCUACCCCAUCAAGGUGCGAGUUUCCUACCAGAAGCUACUGAAGUCGUACGUGUUGACGUCUCUGACCUCUCAGUCUACAGUCACUCAAAAGAAGCGUGGAUUGCUGAAGUCGUUGAGAAACACAAAGUUUUUCCAGCAGACGGAAAUUGACUGGGUGGAAGCUGGUUUACAGCUUUGUCGACAGGGUUUCAACAUGCUUAACCUGUUGAUUCACAGAAAGGGUCUCACAUACCUGCAUUUGGACUACAACUUCAAUUUGAAGCCUACAAAGACACUUACUACCAAGGAGCGAAAGAAGUCUCGGUUUGGAAAUGCCUUCCACCUCAUGCGUGAGAUUCUGCGAGUGGUUAAAAUCCUUGUGGACGCUCAGGUUCAAUUCCGACUCGGUAAUGUCGACGCCUUCCAGCUGGCCGAUGGUAUUUACUACACCCUGAACCACCUGGGCCAGCUCACCGGUAUUUAUCGAUACAAGUACAAGGUGAUGCACCAGAUUCGAACUUGUAAGGAUCUGAAGCACGUGGUUUACUACAGGUUCAACGUCGUUAUCGGUAAGGGUCCUGGCUGUGGUUUCUGGCAGCCUGCCUGGCGGGUGUGGCUAUUUUUCCUCCGUGGAAUCAUCCCCCUUCUUGAGCGGUGGCUGGGAAACCUUCUGGCGCGUCAGUUUGAGGGUCGUCACUCCAAGGGCGUUGCCAAGACUAUCACCAAGCAGCGAGUCGAAUCUUCCUACGAUCUCGAGCUUCGAGCGUCGGUUCUCAAGGAUAUUCUGGACAUGAUUCCUGAGGGUAUCAAGGAGGCCAAGACCAAGACUGUUCUGCAGCAUCUAUCUGAGGCCUGGCGGUGCUGGAAGGCCAACGUGCCGUGGAAGGUGCCUGGUAUGCCUGCCCCCAUCGAGAACAUUAUCUUACGUUACGUCAAAGCCAAGGCUGAGGGCUGGAUGGCUGCUGCUCACUACAACCGAGAGCGAAUCAACCGAGGCGCCACUGUGGACAAGACGCUUGCCAAGAAGAAUCUCGGCCGUCUGACUCGUCUGUGGCUCAAGUCCGAGCAGGAGAGACAACAAAACUUCCUGCGAGACGGCCCAUACUGGGACGGUAAUGACGCACGGGCCAUCCAGCAGAUGAUGGUGAACUGGCUAGAGUCACGAAACUUUUCCACCAUCUCCAUGCCUCCUGCCAGUUACAAGCACGACACCAAGCUGCUGGUGUUGGCGCUGGAGGGUAUGAAGGAGGGCUUCAACUCCAAGGGACGUCUCAACCAGAGCCAGCGAGACGAAAUGGCGUACAUAGAACAGGCCUAUGACAAUCCUCAUGAGACUCUGCGACAGGUGAAGGAGAACUUUGUGCGUAACGAGGGUUUCAAGGACGUGGGAUUGGAGAUGAUGGAUCACUACUCUCACGUGACUCCCGUGUACGACAUUGACCCCACCGAGAAGAUUGCUGACGCAUAUCUGGACCAGUAUCUGUGGUAUGAGGGUGACAAGAAUGGCCUCUUCCCCAACUGGAUCAAGCCUAGUGAUUCGGAAGUGCCUCCCUUGCUCGUGUACAAGUGGUGCCAGGGCAUCAACAAUCUGGACAACAUUUGGAAGACUGACGCUGGAGAAUCGACUGUCAUGCUGGAGACUUCUCUGAGCAAGAUCUGGGAGAAGAUUGACUUUACUUUUUUGCAGUAUCUGCUCCGGUUGAUCAUGGACGAGAACUUGGCCAAGUACAUCAUUGCCAAGAACAACGUCCGGCUCACUUACAAAGACAUGUCUCACACCAACAACUAUGGUCUUUUGCGAGGUCUGCAGUUCUCGUCGUUUGUGGUUCAGUACUAUGGUCUCGUUGCUGACUUGCUCAUCCUGGGUCUCACUCGAGCGUCUCAGAUGGCUGGUGAUCCCAAACGGCCCAACUACUUCAUGCAAUACCCCUCCGUCGCUGUGGAGACGGACCAUCCUAUCAGAGCGUACUCUCGGUACAUUGACCGAAUCCACAUCCUCUUCCGGUUUACUAAGGACGAGUCUUCGGAUUUGGUUCAUCGGUUCUUGACUGAGCACCCGGACCCCAACUUUGAAAACGUGGUUAACUUCCCUACUAAGAAGUGCUGGCCGCGUGACUCUCGAAUGCGGCUCAUGCGGUCCGACGUGAAUCUUGCACGCGCCGCGUUUUGGGAAAUUCAGAACCGACUCCCUCGAGCCAUGACGUCCAUUGAGUGGUCUGAGUCGUUUGUCUCUGUCUACUCCAGCGAAAACCCCAAUCUGCUGUUUUCCAUGUGCGGUUUUGAGGUUCGAAUCCUGCCCAAGUGUCGAACUGUGGCGUCUGUGCCCGUCAAGGACUCUGUCUGGAACCUCACCAACGAGUCUACCAAGGAGCGAACUGCGUAUGCUUUCUUGCGCGUCUCUGAUGCCGAUAUUGCGCGGUUCAACAACAGAAUUCGACAGAUUCUCAUGUCGUCUGGUUCCACCACCUUCACGAAGAUUGCCAACAAGUGGAACACUGCUCUGAUUUCGCUGUUCACGUAUUAUCGAGAGGCGGCUGUCGCCACUGAGCAGCUUCUGGACACCCUGGUCAAAUGCGAGACCAAGAUUCAAACUCGUGUCAAGAUUGGCCUCAACUCCAAAAUGCCAACUCGUUUCCCCCCUGCCGUGUUCUACACCCCCAAGGAGCUUGGUGGUCUGGGUAUGUUUUCUGCUUCUCACAUUCUGAUCCCUGCCAGUGAUCUGCGGUGGUCCAAGCAGUCUGAUCAGGGCGGCAUUACCCACUUCCGAGCUGGUAUGACUCAUGUUCACGGCGAAGACAAGAUCAUUCCAAAUAUUUUCCGGUACUUGACGACCUGGGAGGCAGAGUUCACCGACUCGCAGCGUGUGUGGGCCGAGUAUGCGUCCAAACGAGCCGAGGCCAAGGCCGAGAACCGGCGUCUGUCUCUGGAGGAUCUAGAGGACUCGUGGGACCGAGGUCUGCCUCGAAUCAACACAUUGUUCCAGAAGGACAGACAUACGCUGGCCUACGAUAAGGGUCACCGUGUGCGAACGGAGUUCCGACAGUUCUCCAUCCCUAGAGUCAACCCCUUUUGGUGGACGUCUCAGCGUCAUGACGGUAAGCUGUGGUCGCUGAAUACAUACAGAACAGACGUCAUCCAGGCACUGGGUGGCAUUGAGACGAUUCUGGAACACACUCUGUUCAAGGGUACCGGUUUCGACAACUGGGAAGGUCUCUUCUGGGAGAAGGCCGCUGGCUUCGAGGACCAACUCAAGCUCAAGAAGCUGACCAACGCCCAGCGGUCUGGUCUCAACCAGAUUCCCAAUCGACGCUUCACUCUCUGGUGGUCUCCUACCAUCAACCGAGCCAAUGUCUACGUUGGUUUCCUGGUACAGCUGGAUCUCACGGGUAUCUUUUUGCAUGGUAAAAUCCCCACGCUCAAGAUUUCGCUGAUUCAGAUUUUCCGGGCCCAUUUGUGGCAGAAAAUCCACGAGUCGGUGGUGCUUGAUAUCUGUCAGGUGCUUGAUCGAGAGCUGGAGACGCUGCAGAUUAGUGAGACUCGAAAGGAACAAAUUCAUCCUCGAAAGUCGUACAAGAUGAACUCUUCGUGUGCUGAUAUUGUGCUCAAGUCGGCCUACAAGUGGAACGUUUGCAAGCCUUCAUUGUUGAACGAUUCGUCCGACUCCAUGGAUUUCGCUCAAACGUCCGAGUUCUGGCUGGACGUGCAGCUUCGAUACGGAGACUACGACUCGCACGAUAUCAGUCGGUACACUCGAGCCAAGUUUCUGGAGUACACCACCGACGGAGUGUCUGUCUACCCCUCGCCUGUUGGAGCCAUGGUUGGCAUUGAUCUUGCGUACAACAUGUACGACGCCUAUGGCAACUGGUUCCCCGGUCUGAAACAGCUCAUGCGUCCUGCCAUGUCCAAAAUCAUGCAGGCCAACCCUGCAUUGUUUGUGCUGCGAGAACGAAUCCGAAAGGGCCUGCAGCUGUAUCAGUCGCAGCCGCAGGAAGCGUUCCUCAACUCGCAAAACUACCAGGAGUUAUUCAACAACGAGGUGCAGUUCUUCGUGGACGAUUCGAACGUCUACCGAGCCGCUGCUCAUACCACUUUUGAGGGCAACUUUACCAACAAGCCUCUUAACGGUGCUGUGUUCAUUUUGAACCCCAAGACCGGUCAGCUGUUCCUCAAGGUGGUUCACACGUCCACUUGGGCCGGUCAGAAGCGUCUGUCUCAGCUGGCCAAAUGGAAGGCGGCCGAAGAGGUGGCUGCUCUGAUCCGAUCUCUUCCAAAGGAAGAGCAGCCCAAACAGGUGAUUGUCACUCGAAAGAGUAUUGUUGAGCCGCUGAAGCAGCAGCUGUUUGAGUUCCCCAACACGGUCAUCCGGCCGUCGGAGCUCCAGCUGCCGUUCAAGUCUGCUCUGCAGGUGGAGAAGCUCGGAGAUCUGAUUCUCAAAGCAACUGAGUCGCAGAUGGUUAUUUUCAAUCUCUUUGACGAUUGGCUCAAGUCAAUUUCCAGUUACACUGCCUUUGCUCGUCUGGUUCUCAUUUUGCGAGGUAUGCAUGUCAACCAUGAGAAGACAAAGAUCAUUCUGCGUCCCGAUCACACGGUUGUGACUCUUGACCAUCACAUGUGGCCUUCCUUCUCAGAAGAUCAGUGGGUGCACGUGGAGAAUCAGCUGCGAGACAUGAUUCUCAACGACUACGGCAAGAAGAACAAUGUGAACAUCCAGUCGCUGACUCAGCACGAGAUUCGAGAUAUUAUUCUGGGCCAGGAGAUCAAAGCACCUUCUCAAAAGCGUCAGGAGCUGCAGGACAUUGAGGAGAACAAGACAGACUCUCAGGUGACUGCACUAAAGACCAAGUCUCAAAACGUGCAUGGAGACGAAAUGGUGGUGGUAACCACGUCCAACUACGAGCAGCAGGUGUUUCAGAGCAAGACUGAGUGGCGGUCUCGAGCUCUCAGUACCGCCAACCUACAUCUUCGAGCUGAGAAAGUGUUUGUGGAGUACUCUGAGUCCGACGACCAGGGUUACACUUAUGUGUUCCCCAAGAACGUGUUGCAGAAGUUCAUUCAGAUCGCCGAUGUUCGAACCCAGGUAGGAGCCCUGCUGUACGGAACUUCUCCUUCAGACAAUGACCAGGUCAAAGAGAUUCAUGCCAUUGUUCUGGUUCCUCAGCUGGGUUCGUACAGAGGUGUGGAGAUGCCUCUCAAGCCUCCAGUUACUCCUCUUUUAGAGGGCCUGGAGCCUCUGGGAUGGAUCCACACUCAGGCUUUAGAGUCUCCUCAAAUGUCGCCUGUGGACGUCACCACAACCGCCAAGCUGUCCAAGGAGUACGGAUGGCCCGUGGGCAGUCUCUGUAUGGUUGUUUCGUUUGCUCCUGGAUCGGUCAGCAUCUCUCCUUAUGCUCUGACCAAGGAAGGUCUAGCCUGGGGUGCUCAGAACACUGAUUUGGUGAGCGACCAGCCUGCAGGCUACUCCACCGCCUUUGGAGCGCCGCGACAGCUUCUGCUCACUGACAAGCUGUGUGGCUUCUUUGUGGUGCCUGAGACGGAUGUGUGGAACCACACGUUUAUGGGCACUGCGUGGAACGAGAAUGACGACUACGAUCUCAAGUUGGACAUUCCCCUGGCCUUUUACCACGAGUUGCAUCGGCCUUUGCAUUUCACCGGGUUUUCCAACAUGGAGGAGGGAGAGAGAUUAGGCGGAGAUAAUGUGUUUAGUUAG